AUGUUGGAGACGGGAUGCUGCCGUGCCAAGAACGCCUCCAACGUUUUGAUGAAGAACUUGGUGAAUGUGUGCUGUGGAACAUUGGGCUGGUGGAGCAUUGGCUGGGCUCUGGCUUAUGGCGAGCAGAAUGGCAAUGGCUUCAUUGGAACCGACGGUUUCUUUGGCUUUGGCUUUUACACAAGGGACAAGGCCAGCGGAGUGAUCACACCCGUGGAAUGCACCUCUGAUGGCUGCCAGUCGACCAUGUUGAGUUGGUUCUUUCAAUGGGCCUUUUGCACGGCCGGUGCUACCAUUGUGAGCGGGGCAGUGGCUGAGCGUGUCAAGAGCCCCACCUAUGCCGCCUUCGCGUUCUUGAUGACAAGCUUCAUCUAUCCUAUGGUUGUGGCAUCAACCUGGGGUGGCGGCUGGCUUGCCUCCCUCUUCGGCGUGGGGUACAUGGAUUUUGCAGGAUCAGGUGUCGUGCACCUUACUGGCGGCAUCAGCGGACUCGUUGGCACCACCAUUCUGGGAGCACGAACGGGACGUUUCAGCAACCCAGAGGAGUUUGAGUGCCACAACCUGCCAUUGGUUGUGCUGGGUACCUUUGCUCUCUGGUUUGGCUGGUACGGCUUCAACCCGGGUUCCACGUUGACCAUGAAGUCGGGCAGCGACGGCGCCUUGGCGGCACAAGUGGCCAUGAACACCACGCUGGCGGCGGCGACGGGAGGCAUCACCGUGUUCCUGCUGCGAUACGUCAUCACACACAAGUACGACGUUGGUGCCCUGUGCAACGGCAUCCUGGCCGGCCUGGUCUCCAUCACGGCCGGUUGCGGCAACAUGGAGAGCGGAAGCGCUGUUGCCACCGGCUUGAUUGGAGGUAUUGUGUAUCAGGCAGCAUCCAUGCUGCUGCAAAAACUCCGCAUCGAUGACCCUGUGGACGCCAGUCCGGUCCACGGCUUCUGUGGAGCCUGGGGGUUGAUCGCAGCAGGCUUGUUCGACUGGGGUAGGGGCAUCGACCACUACCACGGCUGGAGCGGAUUCGGCUGCAUGGAGAAGGAUGAUGGUGGCUGCCAGACCGGCAUUGGUGGCACUGCCAUUGGGGUCCAGUUCAUCAUGGUCUUGGCGAUCGUGGCAUGGGCAGGCACCUUGUCAGGGAUCGGUUUCUUCCUGCUGAAGGUCACUGGAGCGCUGCGCUACGGCACUCAUGUGGAAGAGGUGGGCAUUGAUUCGCCCUUCCGAACUAUCCAACAUCUCAGGGAUAGCAUUGCGAGAAAAGAACCACCAGCUCUUGACGCCAGUCGUGCCAAUGGCCCAAGUUUGCCCAGCGCCAUGAAGCUUUUCUCCAUCGUGUCCCUCUUGGGCAGCGUGGCGGCUACGCCGGUGCCGCACGAGCUGCUGCUGCAGGUGCAGGAGCUCCAAGCCGAGCUUUCGACCCAGCGGCAAGUGAUUCAGGAGCUGCAGGAAGAGCGCAGGUUGCAGGCUGCGGAGAGUGAAACUCGGCAGAUGCAGGAAAGCAUUGAUGACAAGAUCAAGUUGCAGGAGGCUGAUUUGGGACUGGGUGGAGCUCUGGAUUCCGCUUGGCUUGUCCUUUGUGGAGCUUUGGUGAUGUUCAUGCAUGCGGGCUUCGCCAUGUUGGAGACGGGAUGCUGCCGUGCCAAGAACGCCUCCAACGUUUUGAUGAAGAACUUGGUGAAUGUGUGCUGUGGAACAUUGGGCUGGUGGAGCAUUGGCUGGGCUCUGGCUUAUGGCGAACAGAAUGGCAAUGGUUUCAUUGGAACCGACGGGUUCUUUGGCUUUGGCUUUUACACAAGGGACAAGGCCAGCGGAGUGAUCACACCCGUGGAAUGCACCUCUGAUGGCUGCCAGUCGACCAUGUUGAGUUGGUUCUUUCAAUGGGCCUUUUGCACGGCCGGUGCCACCAUUGUGAGCGGGGCAGUGGCUGAGCGCGUCAAGAGCCCCACCUAUGCCGCCUUCGCGUUCUUGAUGACAAGCUUCAUCUAUCCUAUGGUUGUGGCAUCAACCUGGGGUGGCGGCUGGCUUGCCUCCCUCUUCGGCGUGGGGUACAUGGACUUUGCAGGGUCAGGUGUCGUGCACCUUACUGGCGGCAUCAGCGGACUCGUUGGCACCACCAUUCUGGGAGCACGAACGGGACGUUUCAGCAACCCAGAGGCAUUCCUGCCAAGCAAAAUGCUUUGGCAUGCUGUGGCUGCCAAGAACUUGCAAAUGCUCAAAGGAGAUUGCAAUGGCCAUAGGUUCGGCUGGUACGGCUUCAACCCGGGUUCCACGUUGACCAUGAAGUCCGGCAGCGACGGCGCCUUGGCGGCACAGGUGGCCAUGAACACCACGCUGGCGGCGGCCACGGGAGGCAUCACCGUGUUCCUGCUGCGAGACUGGGCUGCGUACGACGUUGGUGCCCUGUGUGACGGCAUCCUGGCCGGCCUGGUCUCCAUCACGGCCGGCUGCGGCAACAUGGAGAGCGGAAGUGCCGUUGCCACCGGCUUGAUUGGAGGAGGGGUGGUCCAAUUGGCAGCAUCCAUGCUGCUGCAAAAACUCCGCAUCGAUGACCCUGUGGACGCCAGUCCGGUCCACGGCUUCUGUGGAGCCUGGGGGUUGAUCGCAGCAGGCUUGUUCGACUGGGGUAGGGGCAUCGACCACUACCACGGCUGGAGCGGAUUCGGCUGCAUGGAGAAGGAUGAUGGUGGCUGCCAGACCGGCAUUGGUGGCACUGCCAUUGGGGUCCAGUUCAUCAUGGUCUUGGCGAUCGUGGCAUGGGCCGGCACCUUGUCAGGGAUCGGUUUCUUCCUGCUGAAGGUCACUGGAGCGCUGCGCUACGGCACUCAUGUGGAAGAGGUGGGCAUUGAUUCGCAUCACCAUUCUCCGCCAAAGGCCUAUGCUUUGGGGCCUAAUUCUCUCUCCCCAUCAAAGGUCUAUGACACCAUGACCUCGGAAUCCGAGCGUUCAACAGUCUAAGCAGCACAACAUUGCUCAGAGUCAACAGGCAGCUGUUUCCCACAUAUAUCCGCCGCCUGUUUGACUGAGGGAAGAUAGGGAAGUGGAGCUUCUCAUGCACGGAGUGCCCGCAGCGCGUGAAAUCGCACUGUAAGAAAGCACUGUGUUUAUUUAUCCUGUGGCAACAGGAAAGAAUUCGAGCCAGUUACCUGGCAGCCCAAUGUCUUGACAUGUCUUGGCUUCCUUUGACGAUCUCUUCAUCGUGUUUUGUCACUGAGAAGCAAGCAAGUUUGUGGCCGUGUCGCAAGCAUGCGGCCCAUCUUGACGCAUUCCAUGAAAUAAUUAUCAUGGAAACACUCGCGAAUUUUCGGAUCCAAGGGCUCCAUCGGAGCCAGGCCCUACCGAACUAUCCAACAUCUCAGCGAUAGCAUUGCGAG
Molecule: messenger RNA, 3365 nt
Organism: Cladocopium goreaui
Lineage: Eukaryota; Dinophyceae; Suessiales; Symbiodiniaceae
Source: the annotation of a GenBank genome assembly